Ipomoea nil (Japanese morning glory) is the source of this 735-nucleotide messenger RNA. RefSeq lists its product as uncharacterized. The coding region runs from base 1 to 735 and encodes 244 amino acids. The transcript is spliced from 2 exons. NCBI's taxonomy places the organism in Eukaryota, Viridiplantae, Streptophyta, Magnoliopsida, Solanales, Convolvulaceae. The record is from RefSeq and is a predicted model, not a curated record.
AUGACGGAUCUUCUAGGAUGUUCAGGGAUGGUGGACUAUAAGCCCCUCACUACACCAGCAGCUGUCACUAAACUGGUAACACCUUCUGAGGAGCUAUUCGAGAAUCCGACACAGUAUCGGCGCAUUGUUGGGGCCCUACAGUACUUGACUAUCACUAGGCCUGACUUGGCAUAUGCAGUCAAUCGGCUGUGUCAGUUCAUGCACUCACCGACAGUUGAUCAUUGGGCUCUUGUGAAACGGGUUCUACGUUACAUCAAGGGGACACUCGACUACGGGCUGCGUCUCACAUCAUCUCCUUCAACCAGUAUCCAUGCUUUUUCCGACUCGGACUGGGCUGGCUGUCUAAUAGACAGAAAGAGCACCAGCGGUUUUGCAGUUUAUCUUGGGACCAAUCUCAUUUCCUGGCUAUCCAAGAAACAACGCACUGUCGCACGCUCCUCCACUGAAGCUGAAUACAAGGCCUUAGCAGAUGUGUCGGCUGAGGUCACCUGGGUUGUGUCGCUACUACGGGAACUAGGGAUGCAUUCUGGUCAGUCUGCAACGCUAUGGUGUGACAAUCUUGGGGCUACUUACCUAUGUGCUAACCCCGUUUUUCAUGCACGCACUAAACAUGUAGAGAUUGACUAUCAUUUUGUUCGGGACAAGGUUGCCUCGGGGGACUUCGUCGUCAAUUAUGUAUCUACUACGGAUCAGUUAGCGGACAUCUUCACCAAACCGCUUCCGGCACCGAGGUGA